AAUUAAAAGCAUCGAAAUUCAUUUUUAAAAGUAUACUAACAUACAGAUUAUUAGAAAUAACAUUAUUUAGAAAUUUGGUAGAAAAAUGCAAGUGGAUUUACAAAAACGUGAAGAUACUCAAACCACAAUAUUAGCAUUAUUACUUACACGUAAAGGAGGACAUACUUUACGACAGCUAAAUAAUGAAUAUUAUGACUUAGAAGGCGAACAUAUACCAUGGAAAGAAUUAGGAUAUAACUCUUUAUUAAGUCUUUUAUAUAGUAUGUCAAAAACAGUACAAAUAAAACAUCAAAAUAAUACAAUUAUCAUACAAGGUAUUGCUUCUGAAAAAUCCAAACAUGUUAGUGAAUUAGUAGCAGGUCAAAAAGUUCAAAAACAAUUAGUUAAGCGAAAAGUAUAUAGACCAAACCACUAUUUUCCUACAACUGCACCUCCUAGAAUUCGCAUACCAGCUGAAAUAUUAAGUAAGAUAAUCAAUAUAAUUAAUGAUCAUCCAGAUGGGAUAAAUAAGGAUUAUGUGCUUAAUGAAAUUCAUUUAUCUAUACCUUUUGCAAACAUUACUAUGAAGGACAUGGAAGAACAGUUACAAGAAUUAUCACAUAUGAUUUUUCAAACGAAUAAUAAGAUUUAUCCAAUUCAGUCUAAAGUUAAAAAUUUUAAUAAUGCAAAAGACUGCAAUGAUAUAUCUCACUCUAAAUCGAAAUCAAUUAUGACUGUUGCUGGAAAUGAAGAUUCAGAUGAUAUAUUACAUGAUGAAGAAGAUAUUUUUGAAUUUAUACAUCCUAAUUCUAUAUAUCAGUUUGAUCAAGCAAAGUCAAAAAUCAAAUUUACAUCUACUUUUACAGAGGAAACUACAUCUAAAUGGCAAGAUCAAGAAAUAGAACAUAUAUCAAUAGAAGAAACACAUCAUAAUAAUGACAUUGAUCCUAUUAAAAAUAAAAAACUUGAUAUAAUAAAAGAUAAAGAAAACAUUUUACAUAAGAAAAAUGUUGAAAUACUUAUAAAUGAAAAAAUAAAAUUACGUUUGGAAAAACUUAUUGAAAACCAGGUUGAUGGAAUUUGGUGUGCCGAUUUACCUGAAAAAUAUCUAGAAGAAUAUAAAGUUCCUUUAAAUUAUAUAGAACUUGGUUUUAAUAGUGUUAGAGAAUUUGCAUCACAGUUACCUGAAAUCUUUCACUGUAUUCAGCCUUAUGAUACAGGAGAUUUCAAGCUUUAUUAUGCAAAAAGCGAAAUACCUUCAAACAAAAUAAUAAAGGAACCUAAAGAUAGUAAUAUUGCAAAAUAUUAUAUCUAUGAAUCAACUGAUGAAGCAAUUCCAGCAUCAGUGUCACUUGAUACAUGUAAAUUGUUAAUACCAGAUACUGUAAUGAGUAUUGGAGAAUAUGUAGAGCAUAUAAAUGUUACUGAUUUAGCACAGAAUGAGCAACUUCUUGUAGAAGUUAUUGUUGUAGAAGUUUUCACACCUUCAUUCUUUUGGAUUCAACUUCGUAAAAAACAAAAUAUAUUUAAAACGUUUAUGAAUGAUUUAAAUAAUUUUUAUGCAGUGCAAUAUGAACAAUAUAUAAUCCCACCAGUUGUACUAGAAAAAGGUUUAAACUGUGUAUGUAUAUAUAAUGGAAUAUGGCAUAGAGGAAUAAUUAAAACUGUAAAACCAGAUUUUCAAGUCACUAUAAUGUUUUAUGACUAUGGAACAUUGAAAACAUAUUCUCCAGAUGCAGUAUAUUACUUACAUAGAAUGUUUUCCACCUUACCAGCGCAGGCAAUACCAUGUGGUUUAAUUAAUACAAGACCUUAUAAAGCAUCUAAAUGGUCCCGUAGUGCUACUCAUUAUUUUGCACUAAGAACAAAUGAUAUACCUUUAGUUGCAACAAUUGCAACAAUUAAUACAGAGGAUAAUUCAAUGAUGGUAACUUUGACUGACACAUUAGAAGAUGAAGAUGUGCACAUUAAUGACUGGUUAGUGGAACAAAAGCUAGCAGAACAUGGAAAAAUGGUUUGUAUAAAAAAACGGAAUUUUCCAUUUCGUUAUUAUUUAGAAUGUCAAGAACGUUCUAAACGACAAAAAUUUAUCGACAUUUCCAAAACAAGAAUAAAUUCUCUAAAUAAAACACAUAAUUUAAAUUUUGAUAUGGAUUCAUUUCAUAGAAGUAAUUUUAGUGAAAUAAAUAAUAAGGAAAAUUUAUAUAAUGAAUUGAUUUCAUAUACAGAAAAGAAUAAAACAUCAGAAUAUUUUGAAUCUACUAAUUCUCUUAAAAAUGAUUUUUCAAUUGAAAAACCAUAUAAUUCUAUUACAAAUUCUGAAAAAAAAUCUCCAAGAAAAAUGGGAUCUUUGUGUGAAAUAUUAUUAAAUCUUAAAUUGAAAUCCAUUAAUUCUACCAAAAUUAGUAAUGAUAAUAAAAAUAAUAAUAAUCAAAUUUGCGAAACAAUAGAAAAUAAAGAACACUUAGAUUCUGGUUUUAGAUUAAAUAAACCUGUAGAACAGAAAUCGUAUGAAGAGUUUGUUACAUGUCAUGAUAAUAUAAACUGUAAUAACACUACAACCAGUACUUCGUCUAUUAAUAUGUCUGUUAACAACAGAAGAAAUAAUAAAAUGUUAGAUAAUAAAUGCGAUAUUUUAAAAAAGUAUAAUAUUCCUAAACAAUAUGCUAAUCAUUUUGAUAUACAAGAAUCAGAAGAUGAAUUAGAUAAUAAUGACGUAAACAACUCUACUGAAAUGAAGAAUAUAGAUUGGUCUAUUAUUUGGAAAAAUGCAAUACAAGAAACGAAAUAUAUAUCACAAAAAAAUGAAUUUGAAAUAUCUCAUGAAAUAAUUCCUAGAAAACAAAGUAAUAUAUCCUUAGCUGAAAACGUUUUUUUGAAAGUAGUAUAUAAUAGUUCUUAUUUUAAUUUAUGUGAUAAAGAUAUACAUUGGUCACCAAGUGGAAAUAUUACUAAAAUAUCGAAUGUAUCUCCAUUAAUUUUAAAAAAUAUUAAAAAGCAUAAAAAGAGCAUAAAAAAUAAUAUGAUAGUUGUUAUACCACAAAAAAUAUUGGAGACUUUGAUAGACGAAAAAUUACUUAAAGCAUCUAAAAGUGCAAAAGAAAUGCAAUCUAUCUAUGUGAAUUCAUCACAAAAAAUUAACGAUACUAGUAUUGAACACAGUGUAAAGUAUACAAACAAUGAAAUAUUUGAUAAUAAAAAUGUUGAAAAUUUAGAAAAUUAUAAACAUAAUAAUUACAUUUGCAUGAAAAUAAUGGCUUCUAAGCAAAAAUUAUUGGAGAAAUUAUUAUCAAUAAAAGAUAUAUCAAGUGAUAUUUCAAGUUUAGACUCAGACGAUUUAAGCACAUCAGCAGAAUCUAUAUCAUUUCAUUGUAAUAUUAAUAAUGAUAAAUGUAAAAAAUAUGAACAUAAUACAAAUGUUCAUAAGAGUGCAUCAAAUCAGUCUUUGUCAGAAAUUGACGUCAAUUGUCUUGUUAAAAUAGAAGUAAUAGAUUCAAAUAUACAGGAAUCAUUUAAGUCUGUAAUUAAUAAUUUGAAAAUAUAUGAGACAGGAGAAACAUCCAACAAACUAAUUAACCAAUUAACAGAAGAUUUAGCAACAUGUUCACAGCAAUCAACAAUAAUAGAAAGAUCAGAUUUGAUAAAAAACCUUAAUUGUGCACAAGAAUUAUCAUUAAAUAUAGAAAUAAAAGAAACAAUAGAACCAAAGAAUGUAGAAAUGAAAGAAACAAUAGAAACAAUAGAACCAAAAAAUGUAGAAAUUAAAGAAGCAAUAGAACCAAAAAAUGUAGAAGUUAAAGAAGCAAUAGAAUCAAAAAAUGUAGAAGUUAAAGAAGCAAUAGAACCAAAAAAUGUAGAAGUUAAAGAAGCAAUAGAACCAAAAAAUGUAGAAAUUAAAGAAGCAAUAGAACUAAAAAAUAUAAAAGUUAAAGAAGCAAUAGAACCAAAAAAUGUAGAAGUUAAAGAAGCAAUAGAACCAAAAAAUGUAGAAGUUAAAGAAGUAAUGGAAUCAAAAAAUGUAGAAAUAAAAGAAGCAAUAGAACCAAAAAAUGUAGAAAUUAAAGAAGCAAUAGAACCAAAAAAUGUAGAAAUUAAAGAAGCAAUAGAACCAAAAAAUGUAGAAAUUAAAGAAGCAAUAGAAUCAAAAAAUGUAGAAAUAAAAGAAACAGUAGAAUCAAUGAAAGAAUUAUUUUUAAAUACAGAAACUACACAAACAGAAAAGAUACAAUCUGAAAUUAAUACAGUAAAUGAUACAGAAAUGUCCAACAUACCAGUUUUUAAUGAUAUUGAUGAAGAAGAAUUUGAUGAAGAAGAAUGGGAUGUACAUAUAACAUCUGAGCUUUGUGAUUUUUUUAAAAAUAUUUAUAUUUCUAAUAAGAGUAUUAAAAAUAAAUUCAAUCAGAAUGAAUAUGAUUCGAAUUUAAAUAUAGUAGAAAUAGAUAAUUCAAAUUCAAUUGAAAAUGUAGAUAGUAUAGAAACGUAUAAAAAUGCAAAACAUGAUACCUAUGAAGUUAUAUACUCAGAUAAAAUUACUAAUCAGGAAGAUGAAAUAGAAAACUUAGUGAAUAAAAGUUCCCAAUUUAAUAAUCACAUAUCCAUAACAGAUACUGAAAAACGUUUAGAGAUAAAUAAUAAAUGUAUAUUUAAUACAAAUUGCAAGGUAAAGCAAGAACAUUAAUAAAAAUGCUAAAUAAAGCAAAAUUAUGGCAAAAAGAUUGUUAAGAGAUAAAUGUUAACAGGUUUAAAUUAAUAUGCUAGGUUUUAAUAUAAGAAAUUCAAAGAAACCUAAAAUUUCUAAUUCUUUUAAUUCCCGCUUGUUUUUAAUUUAAUUUUUUUUUUUCUUACAAUACAUAUAAUCAAAUAUUGUUUUUAUUAUAUUCUUAUGCUUUUAUUCACUGUAAUUGCUUUUUAUGAUUACAGUAUACUUUUUUUCUGAUGACAAAACAAAUUGUUUUUCUUUUUUUUGGGGAAAAAUACAACCUUUAUGUUAUUACAAAUCUUGUAUUAUUACUUAUAUAAUAAAAGUUUUUAGAUAAAAAAUCAACCGUCUAUAUUUUACUGUAUACCAAUAGCUCUAUAGUAUUUUCAUGCAAUGCAUAACUGUCUCAUAAAGAAGUAAUUUUUCCCAAAUUAAUUGUUUUAUGUACAUAUUG
Messenger RNA from Frieseomelitta varia, 5132 nucleotides. RefSeq names its product tudor domain-containing protein 5-like. NCBI's taxonomy places the organism in Eukaryota, Metazoa, Arthropoda, Insecta, Hymenoptera, Apidae. The transcript is spliced from 6 exons. The record is from RefSeq and is a predicted model, not a curated record. Bases 86 to 4657 code for a protein of 1523 amino acids.